AGUCUAUGCAGGUUAAACUUGGUUUUCAUCCUGUGGAUCUCCAUGACAUUGGUGUGCUCAGGUUACCCAGUUGGCCCUUCCAUGAGCGCCAGCCCUUUUUAUUGGACCUGCCAGCUGUACAGAAAAUGGGAUUCGUGCCUGGUGCUGCUGAGCCGCUGCCUCUCCAAGGUGGCCAGGGCUGAGGAGCUGGCUCUUGGCGAGCCUCUCCUGGAGUCCCUUUUCCACAAAAGGUCCUUCCGCAACGGCGUCGGAGCGGGAAUUAAAAAAACUUCCUUCCGAAGGGCAAAGCCUUGAGAAAAUGUCCCAAAACCCAGCCCGGGGUUUGACAUCUGAUGUUGCAGUCGUUGCUUCGAGUUCCUUUUGAUGCUUUGCUCUGACAAAGCCACCCCCGAGAGUCGCCAGGCGUCGGUCUCGGAGCGCCGCGAGCCCUCGGGAAGGGCUUUGCUCCCAAAGUUACACUGGCAUAAAGUUUU
This is a messenger RNA of Lonchura striata (white-rumped munia), 473 nucleotides long. RefSeq names its product neuropeptide S (gene NPS). The record is from RefSeq and is a predicted model, not a curated record. Lineage: Eukaryota; Metazoa; Chordata; Aves; Passeriformes; Estrildidae. Gene Ontology annotation, biological process: positive regulation of synaptic transmission, GABAergic; positive regulation of action potential; positive regulation of synaptic transmission, glutamatergic. Gene Ontology annotation, cellular component: extracellular region.